Molecule: messenger RNA, 1423 nt
Organism: Zootermopsis nevadensis
Lineage: Eukaryota; Metazoa; Arthropoda; Insecta; Blattodea; Termopsidae
Source: RefSeq, a predicted model, not a curated record
UAAAAAUAUUCAAGCUAAGUACAGUGUUUAUCUUCGUUUAGCAGUGGAACGUAGUCACACGUCUCGGUAAACACAUUAAUUUACGUAUUUCUUCCAAUUAUAUGAACGUACUGGUGUCUUUGCGCUGCAGAUGUCUGGCAUAACUGACUGUACUUAGUGGAAGGCAGAGAGAAGCCACAAACAUCACUUCCGAUUUAGAAAUUAACCGAAUUUUAAGCGCUUAAGUUUUGCUGCAGUGUGAAAAUUACAUGAAUCAAACGCACAAAUGACUGAUGACAAACAGUCUAAAGAACAUUAUUCGCUCUUAAUAAAUUGUGCAAUCCGAUAUGAUACUGGCUAUCGUACUUGUGUGUUAUUGUGUUGCGCUAUAUCGCCAUCAUCAAUUUCCAGCGUCUGCUUGGAGACCGAAUUUUUCUGCGGACAGCUGAGACUGAACGAGAUCAACAAACCCAAGUCACCGCUUACAUUCCUCGUUUCCCACGCUUUUGCUAUGAAAAACAUAACGGAAGACUCAAGGUUUUCCGUGUCUAAGAGACAAGCUAUUCAUACUCAACUACCCCCCACCGAGGAGAGAAAAUAUAACAAUAAAUUUGUCCCGCUGCUCGCCAUGGAGACCCUUGUAGAGAGGUUAUACAGCUCCAACUCAUUCUCGAUUUUGGCACUAGAUGGGGUUGAGUGUUCCGCGUCACGCCACGGCCGCCAUUUACCCUCCGGGGGACAGACCGCCCGUAACACUAGGUAAAUGAAAACCAGUAAGCAGAGUAGUGAACAGGAUGAAGAUGGCUGUCUUCUGUCUCAUCAUCCUGAUGAUGGUGGCAGCAAGGACCUCUGAAACGUCGGUAGCCAUCUUUAAACUCACCGCUGUAAAAACCUCAAAUCCUACUUAGUGAACAGGAUGUUUGUAUUGCAAUGUGAAGAUUCUGAAAGUUGUCCUCAGGCAACAUGUCCGUAGAGUCUCUCUGGAGGGGAUAAGAAGUCCAGUAUUUUCCGUGAUCUUUCAAGUGUUUGCUUUCAGAGACACAAAAGUCUCAUACUUACUGCUGUUCGGUCGGUUUAAAUAGCAAACAAUUUGUCACACAAACCAACGUCGGCUCUCAAAAAUCUAUGUACGUCAAGCGAACAGAUAAUAAGAGGUAUUAUAGAUAGAUAGAGAGAUUUAGACGGAGAAUAUUACUGUUGUGGUCGACUGUCGUAUGUUUUGUAGCAACACUUAGAAACUCGCUUUUUCGAAGAUUAACACAUUGGUUCCGUAACUACUUUUCCAGAUACAAAUUUUAUCCUAUGAACCAUUACAAACCCUCACACUAAACCAGGGGUGGGGAACCUUUUCAUGUUGGAAGUCCUCAUUAAUUUAGCUGUAAUGAAAUAAGGCUGCAUUCAAGAAACUUCAAUUAGAUAUACUUAAAAAUGUACAUUAUUUUGU